Bradysia coprophila is the source of this 4012-nucleotide messenger RNA. RefSeq names its product Metal response element-binding Transcription Factor-1 (gene MTF-1). Gene Ontology annotation, biological process: regulation of transcription by RNA polymerase II. NCBI's taxonomy places the organism in Eukaryota, Metazoa, Arthropoda, Insecta, Diptera, Sciaridae. The record is from RefSeq and is a predicted model, not a curated record. Gene Ontology annotation, cellular component: nucleus.
UGUAACAACGCGAGAGUGUUUCACUGGUGUAGUGUACUCAGCGUAUCACACGAUCAUAUGGUUCUCGGGUGGCAUAUUUUCUUUUACAACUUAGAUUAUUUAUAACACUGAAAUUGACUUAUUGAAACCGAAAAUAAUUAUGUUUUCCGUCUCAAUGCGGUGUCAUCUUGGUUGAUAAAACGAAAAUAGUGAGUGAGUUUUUGCUAUUUGCUUGUUUGCACAGCACAACGUAGAAAUAAAAAUGAGUGACUAAUCGUGGCAUUAUUAGAACGUAUGGCUACAUUAUUUCUAGAGACUGUUUUCUGUCGCUGAAAAAUUGGCAUUGAAUUUUUAUUUUAUUUUUCCAUUCAAUCGCAUUUGUAUACACACAGUGUAUGAGAGAUCGCUUGCGAUCGUUUUCAGUGUGCUCAUGUGUAUGCGCAUCAGAGAUUAAACCGAGAGUUCAGUAAAUAUAUACUGACAUUUGUUUUAUACACCCAUGUUCAAUGUGUCAGAUUAAAAAGAAAAUUGGGAAAGUACGAGUUAAAUAUGGAGACGGAAUUUUCGACCAAAAGUGAAAAAUUUGACGAUCUACUGUUGGACAAUUUCAUAUCGGACGAUUUGCAAUAUUGUAUUGAAGCGUUUGACGGGAAUACGGAACAGGUGCCGAACGUAUUGGGUCAAAUCUCAUCGACUGUGUUCAGUUCGUUUCCAUUGGAAAAUUUUGCACAGAAACGCGAUACGACAUUUUUAGACUGUAUUGACUUGGAUGAAGAUGCGAGUUACAUCGAUGAAUUGUCCUCGUCUGUUCGGCCAUGUGACUCCCGUUACAAUGACUGUGAUCUAUCAUCAACAUCAACAAACGUAACGACAGAGAGUUCUGAUUCAAAUCAAACAAUGGGUCGAUAUCGCUGUAACUAUGAUCAUUGUACGCGGAGCUACAGCACGGUUGGUAAUCUAAAAACUCAUUUGAAGAGACAUCGAGGGGAGUAUAGAUUUAAGUGUGCGGAAGAAAGUUGCAACAAAGCUUUUCUGACGUCAUACAGUUUAAAAAUUCACACCAGAGUUCACACCAAAAUAAAGCCCUACCAAUGCACAGUUGAAGUGUGUAACAAAGCUUUCAAUACACGGUACCGGCUUCGCGCACAUUUACGACUGCACAAUGGAGAGACAUUCAACUGUAACAUCUGUGAGAAAUUUUUUACCACCUUAAGUGACCUGAAAAAACACUCUCGUACCCACACUCAGGAACGGCCAUAUAAAUGCCUCGAGGAAGGAUGUGGUAAGGCGUUCAAUUCGUCGCACCAUCUGAAAACGCAUUAUCGAACACACACAGGUGAAAAGCCGUUCCGGUGCACGGAAGUAGUAGACCGAGUCGAUUCAGAUAAACAGACGAACACUUGCUCGAAAUCAUUCAGUACAUCACACAGUCUAAAAUCGCACGCCAAAACGCAUACGAAAAAAUUGUUACCCGUUCAAGACAAUAGCGGAACAAAUACCACCACCAAUUCAGUCACACCAACAAAUACACCGACCAAACGGCGCCGCAAAAUCCAAAACGAAGCGCUACAAUUACAGAAUUUACAAAAUCUGAGCAACUCCAUCGACGUCAAUUAUUCGUUUGAAAGUGUUUUCGUUAAAGAGCAACAGGUGCCGCAACUGAGCUUCACCGCUCACACGUCCGACACAACUAUCAGCGAUUUGUCGUCAUCUAUGACAACCGAUUCGAGUCAUGAAUUUGUGGACUAUACCGAGCUGUUGAGUUCGUCCAGGGCAUCCGAUGAAGCAGAGAUGGAUUUCUCGGCGAUAGCAGCCUUUGACGAUUACGGCUCUCAAAUGCAAGACGUGAAUACACCACAAGUGAAGGAGCACAAUCCAUUCGACGGUCGACAGCAGCAAACAUCGCAGGCCGUUCAAAUGGCAUUGGCAUCCGAAAUCGAGAUACCCUCACCAUGGAUCGAUGUAGCCGUCCUGGCCUCGAAACCGGUCAUGCCUACCGAUCCUGUAACAUCGGCUUGUUUAGCGCUUCCCACCGCACUACCUACUUACGUUGAUCUUGGGUUCAAUGUGAACACUGCCGCUACCAACUAUUACCACCAAAACGAUUCGCGUGUUAGCGAGAGAUCGGAACUGGAUGUCGGCGACAAUUUUGAAAAUUUGAAUUUGGACGAUUUUUCGCUGUCGGGAAUCAGUCGUGUCGACAGUAACAAGGAAACGGAAAUCAAUGAAUCGGAGAGUCUGGUCGAUCGAUUGUUGGAAGAUGCCACUCAAAUGGACAUGAGCAGCGAAAAUCAAACUAUGGCCCAGCAACUGGAAGCCGAUUCCAUUCUGAACGACAUUUUAAUGUCCAUUGACAAUUUACAGAAUGUUAUCCAAGCACCUCCCGCUGAAUCUGAUGCACCAAUCGAUCCAACUGAAAAACCGACGAAGAGCAGCGGACCAACACUGCAGGAAAUAACAGCCGAUGCGGACAUUUGUUCGUGUAUCAAUUGCACAUGUGAUCAGAAAGCUGGUUGCUCCGGUGGAUGCGGACCCAGCAAGCCCUGCAAAUCAGAUAACACCAUUGCCGUGGCAUUGCCGAAAGAGCCGGGAAAAAAGGAAUCGGGCUGUUGUGGUGGUAAGAAAGCGGAUACUUCGAAAAAGACUCCGAAUUUGAAUGAGAAAGAAGCGUCAAAUUUGAUUACAUCGAUGGCCAUGUCACCGUGUUGCUCAACGAACGUGCAAGGCGGCAAGGAGUGUUCAUGCAAGAGUCCAUUGGAAGGCAUUAAGAACGGUUGUUGUGUGGUUAUUUGCUUAAAAACACUAGAACAUUUACGAAGUGUGCUCAACAGUCGCACUGUGAAUUUGAUCAAAUGCUCGGGGGCAGGAGGUGGUGUACUUUAAUGAUAGAAAUACUAAUACUUUAUAUAUGUGUGAGUGAAUGAACUACGACGAAAAAAAUUUAUCUAAAGUGAAAAUGAAAAUGAAAAUUCUGAUGCCAAUGAAUUUAAACAGGUGACAGGCACCUUAAACAAUCAGAACUGUCUGUGGUGUGGUUCAGUGUAGGCUUCGCUUUUCACAAUGCUUUUCUCACAUGCGAAGAUGAUUUCAUCACACAACAAUGUAAUGCGCGACAUUAGAGGAAUUGUCGAACAUUAUUGUCCACCUCCAUGGACACAAGUGACGAACGUUAACAAAAUUUAAAAAAAAAAACACUUUGAGAUGAACUCAGAGUGCCAAAAACACCUUUUCGCAUUUUCUAUAUUUUCGCAUUGAUCUGCCGAAUGCGAAGACCCAGGUUAUGAAAACUGGGGAAACUGGCAAGUGCUUUCUAUGUUUGUUUUUUCUAAUCGCAAUACUUAAAUCGGUAACAAUUUUGAGAAAUAGUUGUAAAGUCGAGUUUUCGUGUGAAGUGUUUGUUGAUCGGAGGAGAAUCCAUGAAAAUGUGCCUUGUUGUCCCGAUUUAUGGACGUCCAAAAAAGGCCAAUUAUGUUCUGUUACAUUGUUUAGAACGAAGGUUCUUGCUAAUAUCGUUUUUAAACUCAGACUUUCUCAGAACGAAACGAAAACAUUCGACCGAAAGCGGAUUUACGAUAAUUGUAUUCUAUCCUCCACUCUACCGCGAGCUUCGCUAUUUCUCAAAAGAUGUCGCUGCAAUAAGUGAUAGCAACGACAUCUUUCGAGAACUAGCGGAGUUUGCGUUAGAUUAGAGGGUAGAAAUACCGUUCCUGAUAAGAGACAUUUUACAGCUUACUGUCAUUUUUGAAAAGUGUGAACUCUCGUUAAUUUUUCUCGUUAAUUUGUUUUUCCACAACAUUUUAUUUAAAUGCAUUGGCCGAGACAAUCUUCAAAUGUAAUAUAUUAACGUAGAUAUGUAGAUACUAACCAUAAAGCCUCUUAGUAGACAUUAAGCUUUCGAAAAUGACGCUCUAAACGCGAACUAUAAUUUGAUUACUAAAAACAAAUUGAGGUCGAUAUGUAAAUUGUAAAUUGUAAUACGUUUCUAGUCAAUAUGCUAAAACUUCUGGAAGAGUAAAAUCGUUUUAUUUGCUAA